AUGCGUUUACCGCGGCAUCAGUAUCUGCGGCUAGGGCACCGCAAAUCCAAAGCUCGCGUAGAACGAUGUGCCACAGUCGACCGGUCGUCGGUAAGGAGCACCGUCAGGCAGCUGCUGGACUCCUUCUGGGAGGCUCGUGGCGUGUUAGACCCUAUAAACCGGAAGCGGCUUGUUGACGCAGCUGAGGCGUUGGACGCAGAGGUGCCGAUCAACUCCGCUCCGUUAUCAUCCUCCGCCCCCCUACCCGGACUGCCCGCAUCCUGGCAAUUGGAGGAAUCCACACCCGAGGUCCUUGCGGCCUCCCGGCGUCUGCUGGCGCUGCAGCAACUGCUAGGGGGCGGCUUGGAGCCCGGUAGCAGCAGAUUCAGAGAUGGCGGAGGUGGAGGUAUCGUUGGGGGCCCCUUAGGGUUCGGGAGCUAUAUAGCUGGUGCGGUCAACACGGGGACUGGUAGCGGCUGCGGCAGGUCGAUUGACGUCGUGUGGAUGGUGGUUCGGGAGCCCGGGUUGUUGUCAGCGGACCUGGCAGUGCUGACGGGAAGGUUGCUGGAGAUGAAGCUAGCCACGUACGGCACAGACGUGGACGUGCUCAAAGUUAUUGAGGCACAGCCGGCGUUGCUGCUGAGCGAUCGUUGGCAGUUGGACCUGGAGUCGUUGGAGAUCGAAUGCCGCAACCGCAACCGAAACCGUAACCGAAACCUUCACUGCCACGGCAACCACCAUCACAAUCGGAUUACGCAGGGCACUGUGCAAGUAGGUGAAGGAGGUGACGGCACGGCAACAGCCGACGACGACGACGGUGCCGCCGCCGGCGGCGGCGGCGGCCCAGCGUCAACGUCGGACCUCGAUGCCAACGGGGCCCGACUGCUGGGAUCGGAAUCACAUGGAUCUGGAUCUUCUAGCUCUGGAUCUGAUAACGCGGCAGUCAAAAGCACGGCAACCGCUGCCGCUACCGCUGCCGUUACCGUAAGCCUGUUGGGUGGCGGAGGCGGCCUCGCCGCCGCAGCUGCUGCCGCGGGCCCUGUACAGCAGCUCGUCCAAGCGUGGCAGUACGGCAUUGCCUCAGAUGGAGAUGAGGAGUGGUCCUCCCGGCUUGCCCAGCUGUCCGAGUACGCAGCCCGACACGGGGACACGUGUGUUGGAUUUCGGGAUGGCGACGACCCGGAGCUGAGUCGCUGGGCCACCAAGCAGCGUGCGGAUUGGCGGAGGGGGCGUCUGGAAGUCGAGAGGCUGGAGCAGCUGUCGGCACUCGGCUUCCAUUUCGACGCGGACGAGGCGGAGUGGUGCCGCUGGUUUUCCGAGCUGGCGUCUUUCAGCGCCAGCACGGGACACGCCUCCCCCAUGCCGCUGGUGACUGGCUGCGACAUGUACCUCAUCAACUGGUGCUCCGUACAGCGGAUUGCACGACGAAGCCGUGUGCUCUCUGAAUCCAGAAUCCAGCGUUUGGACGAGCUUGGUUUCGACUGGACGGGCGCGGAUCCAUUGUCGUGA
Molecule: messenger RNA, 1488 nt
Organism: Volvox carteri f. nagariensis
Lineage: Eukaryota; Viridiplantae; Chlorophyta; Chlorophyceae; Chlamydomonadales; Volvocaceae
Exons: 8
Coding region: 1-1488 (495 amino acids)
Source: RefSeq, a predicted model, not a curated record